This is a messenger RNA of Daldinia childiae, 2199 nucleotides long. RefSeq names its product Flavin carrier protein 2. Gene Ontology annotation, biological process: transmembrane transport; fungal-type cell wall biogenesis. Bases 1 to 2199 code for a protein of 732 amino acids. The transcript is spliced from 3 exons. The record is from RefSeq and is a predicted model, not a curated record. NCBI's taxonomy places the organism in Eukaryota, Fungi, Ascomycota, Sordariomycetes, Xylariales, Hypoxylaceae.
AUGUGGUUGUCAACAAUAAGAUCGGUCGCGCUCUUGUCAGGGCUUGCGGCUCUUGUCCCCGGCGCUAUCGCAGCAGAGCCCAUGCUCACCUCGAAUUCGUUAAACAAUUGUCAAGAAGAUUCCCAAUUUACCGCCAGUCUCUUCCAGGUUGUCUACACUCCAGUUAACAACACAGCUUUCCUAAACAUCGUCGCGACAUCAUCUGUUGAAGGAAAAGUCAAUUUCGAUGUUGAUAUCUCAGCAUAUGGCUACAAGAUCAUUGAGACAACUAUCGACCCUUGCAAGGUCGGGUUAGCUGGUCUCUGCCCCAUGACUGCGGGUAAGAUUCCAUUGAAAUUCAACUUACCUGUCGGCGAGGAAGCUGCUUCUCAGAUUCCCAGUAUUGCCUACAACUUCCCCGAUCUAGACGCCACCGUCCGUGUUACCUUACGAAUGGUCGAUACGAAAAAGAGCGUCGCCUGUGUUGAGGCUGAUAUCUCUAACGGCAAGACUGUCAACUUGAUUGCUGUUAAGUGGGUUCUUGCAAUCAUUGCUGGUUUGGUACUCUGUUCUUCAGCUAUUAUCAACGGCCUUGGUCACUCUAACGCUGCUGCUCACAUCGCUUCCGGCGCGCUUUCGCUGUUCAGCUUCUUUCAAGCCCAGGCCAUUCUUGGUCUAACCUCUAUCCAUCUGCCCCCCGUUGUCCAGUCGUGGACUCAGGAUUUCCAGUGGUCGAUGGGUAUCAUCAAUGUCGAUUUCAUGCAGGAUAUCUUUACCUGGUAUCAGCGAGCUACUGGCGGUACACCUUCCACCAUUUUCGACUCGUUGACAACCGUUUCCGUGCAAGUAGAGAAGCGUGCUCUCUCUGUCCUUCCUGAUGCUGCCGUUGACUUAUACCGACGUUCGGCUGCGAUCCUUCCUCGCGGCGCGUCAUCGCUGAUGAAGCGCGGUAACGUGAUGACAGGCUCUGGCAGUUACCUCGUGUAUGGUAUCCAGCGUGUGGCUUUCAGGGCUGGUAUCGAGACGACAAACCUUUUCAUGACUGGAUUGACGUUUUUCUGUCUAUUCGUUGUCGUUACCAUUGGUGCCGUGGCUGCGUUCAAGGGUCUCUGCGAAUUGGCCGUGAAGCAAAAGUGGAUGAAGGGUGACACUUUCCUCGAGUUCCGCAAUGGAUGGCUUACUGUCUUGAAGGGUAUCCUGUUCCGACUUACCCUCAUUGGUUACCCUCAGAUGGCCAUUUUGUGUCUCUGGGAGUUCACGCAGAAUGACUCGCCCGCUGAAGUGGUUCUAGCGGUAUUCUUCAUUAUUGGAAUGACGGCCACUCUAGGCUGGGCUGCCUCUAAGGUCAUCCGAAUCGCUCGCCGCUCGUUGGCUAUGCACCGGAACCCCGCCUACAUCCUCUUCUCCGAUCCCCAGGCGUUGAACAAGUGGGGAUUCCUAUACGUCCAGUUCCGUGCCUCCGCGUAUUACUUCAUUAUUCCGGUUCUUGGAUAUUCUUUAGUCAAGGCCAUGUUCAUCGCCUUCUCGCAAGGCAACAGCACUGCCCAGGCCAUCGGAUUCCUCUUGAUCGAAGCUGCUGCUCUGAUUACCGCCAGUGUACUCCGACCGUGGAUGGACAAGAGCACUAAUUCGUUCAACAUUGCCAUUUUCUGCGUUAACUUUAUCAACGCCAUUUUCCUCUUAAUUUUCUCGGAUGUCUUCAACCAGCCUCCACUAGUCAAUGGCGUUAUCGGUCUUAUUUUGUUCUUCCUUAAUGCUAUCUUUGCCACCAUUCUCCUAAUCAUGGUCAUUGUUUCGACCACCCUGGUCUUCUAUCGCAAGAACCCCGAUGGUCGUUACCAGUUCAUGGCUGAUGACCGAACGUCGUUCAUGAAGUCGCAAUCUCAACUCACAGCGGGUUAUAAGCAAGGUUUAGACCUUGACGAUGACAACGAAUCGAUAUCAUCUGCUGAACUGCGCCGCCGUACGGAUUCGUCAAACUUGACCGUCCCUACAUCAGCCCCAAGCAACCCAUACGGCCGUAACAACACGAACUCGCCCCAAUCCCCGGUAGAUCCCUCGGUACCUCUAUUCCCAGCUGCAGGUGGUCCACCAAGGGCUCAGAGCCCCUACGCUGGAUCCAGCGCUCCCUUGCAACACCAGCACAGUGGCAGUCCUCCCUCAUAUCGAGCACAGAACAAUGCUAGUCCGUGGCAACGAGGUGCAGGUUACGAACACUAG